GUGACAACUUUCGAGGGCUUUCCGAUCCGACGACAGUUUGGAUUAAAGACCCGAAACCACAGUACCGCCUAUUUACCUAACCGAUUCGGCUGGGCGACCGAGGAAAAUCCCACAGACAAACCGCGCGUGUGCCAAAAAAAGAAUAUAAAUCCAUUUAUGCUUCGAGUUUAAUGGGUGCAUUUCGGCUGUGAUUCGCAUGCAAAUUCGGCGUUCGCUAAAAACUGUGAAACUAGUGCCAUAUUAAUAUUUAUUGAUUUUAAAAAUCAAACUUUGACUAUUAGAACGCGCAAACAAUGAGGAACUGAAGGGGAAACAUUUGAUUUGAGGUGUGCGACGCGCGCCAAAGUCAAAGUCAAAACAAAACACAUUUCCGGUGGCCACAAAUCGUUUGGGCCAAAUUCAAUAGAGCGGAUAAAAAACGCAGCCAGUGGGGCAUUCCAAUUGUAAUUGGGCUAUUUUCGCCCCCUCAAACGCAAACACAGUGUUUGUUUCCACCCACGGAUCGAAAAUGAAAGCGAAUCCAGCCGCGGAUCACGUUUACUUCAACGACGGCUUCAAGUGCUCAACCAUCAGCAUCAGCACAAACGUCAGCGAACCAAAUGGAAGUAGCAACAGCGUGGGAUCCCAAGGAUCCAAGGAGUUUAUACUGACCGAGGACGGCAAGAAGGUGAAGCCCCCGUCGAGCACACUGGACUGCACCCGCAGUUGGCUGCAGGAUUGCCAGCGACGCACCUUCAACCGCAAAACGCUGCACAAGAGACUGCCGAUCUGCGGAUGGCUGCCGAAGUACAACAGCCAGGAUGCAGUGGGCGACCUGGUGGCCGGCAUCACCGUGGGUCUCACCGUGAUCCCACAAGCACUUGCCUACGCAGGCAUUGCCGGACUUCCCGUGGCCUAUGGCCUAUAUGCUUCCUUUGUGGGCUGCUUCGUGUACAUUUUCCUGGGCAGCUGCAAGGAUGUGCCCAUGGGUCCUUCGGCGAUUGUGGCCCUGCUUACUUAUCAAGCUGCUCAGGGAUCGUGGCAGAAGUCGGUGCUCCUGUGCCUGCUCAGUGGAAUCGUGGAGCUGCUGAUGGGUCUCUUUGGACUGGGAUUCCUCAUUGACUUUGUCUCUGGCCCUGUGUCCUCGGGAUUCACUUCCGCCGUCUCGCUGAUCAUCCUCACCUCGCAGAUCCAAAGUGUGCUGGGCAUCACGGCCAAGGGCAACACUUUCGUGGAGAUCUGGACGCAGGUCUUCCACAACAUCGAGCACACGAGGGCAGGAGACACGGUGCUGGGACUCACCUGCAUAGUGGUCCUUUUGCUCAUGCGCAGUCUCUCCUCCUGCCGAAUUGGACCGUCGGACGAGGAGGAGUGCUCACCCUUCCAGCGCGCUGUGAACAAGAUCCUCUGGAUUGUGGGCACCGCUCGCAAUGCCAUCCUGGUGGUGGUCUGCUGCCUAAUGGGCUAUUUGCUGCACAGCGAGGAGCACGGAGCUCCUUUCCGGGUGGUGGGAGACAUACCACCUGGACUGCCCAGCGUUCAGAUGCCGCCCACCUCGCUGAGUGCUAACGAAACCAGCAACGGAGUCGCGCAGGGAUUUGUGGAGAUGGUGCACAGCAUGGGCUCUGGUCUGGUGGUGAUUCCGCUGAUCUCCCUCAUGGAAAAUAUAGCCAUCUGCAAGGCUUUUGCUAAUGGCAAACCGGUGGAUGCUUCUCAGGAGCUAAUUGCCAUAGGAACGGCCAACAUUUUCAACUCCUUCGUGCAGGCUUUUCCGGGAACUGGAGCUCUGAGUCGUGGAGCAGUCAAUAAUGCCAGUGGGGUUCGCACCCCGUUGAGUAACAUUUAUUCGGGUGGUCUGGUGAUGAUUGCCCUGCUGUUUCUUACCCCGUACUUCUACUUUAUUCCUCGACCCACCUUGGCAGCCAUCAUUAUAUCCGCAGUGGUAUUCAUGAUCGAAGUUAAGGUGGUCAAGCCCAUGUGGAGAUCAAAAAAAAGUGAUCUGGUGCCUGGAGUUGGAACCUUUAUUGCCUGUCUUGUUUUGCCUCUGGAGUGGGGCAUUCUCAUUGGAGUGGGACUCAAUGUCAUCUUCAUUCUCUACCAUGCAGCACGUCCCAAGCUGACCACAGAGCUGCUGACCACUCCGUUGGGAGUGGAGUACUCCAUGAUCACCCCAGAUCGAUGCCUCAUCUUUCCCUCCGUGGAUUACGUGAGGAAUCUGGUCAACAAGCAGUCCCUUCGACAAAAUGUACCUGUGGUCAUUGAUGCCUCGCAUGUCUACGGAGCUGAUUUCACAACGGCCACAGUUAUCGACUCCCUGAUUAGUGACUUCAACCAGCGCGGACAGCUUUUGUUCUUCUACAACCUAAAGCCGAGCAUCUGCUCCAUUUUCGAGCAGGUUUCGGCGGCUCAAUUCGUGGUCUACUACCAGGAGCAACAGUUGGACGAACUGCUGAAGGAGCGGCACUACGUACAGAAACGCCUGGAGACGGCAUGAACUCCUCUUCCUCAACACGUGAUACAUCUAGAUUAGCCUAAGUGUUUGCUUUAGUUAUUUAUGUUGUAAAUAGAUUGCGAAGAAAUUGUUGAGUAUUAGCCAGAGCACAAACACUAUUAGAACUUGUAAGACGACCAAAUAAGUUUAUUUCUUAACUAAUUAAUAAUAAUGAACAAAUAAUUAUUAUUAGUGUUUUUAAUUCGCUGGGUGCAAGUAAA
Messenger RNA from Drosophila ficusphila, 2691 nucleotides. It is a transcript of the gene Esp, whose product is annotated as sodium-independent sulfate anion transporter. The transcript is spliced from 6 exons. Lineage: Eukaryota; Metazoa; Arthropoda; Insecta; Diptera; Drosophilidae. Gene Ontology annotation, cellular component: membrane. Bases 509 to 2473 code for a protein of 654 amino acids. The record is from RefSeq and is a predicted model, not a curated record. Gene Ontology annotation, molecular function: sulfate transmembrane transporter activity. Gene Ontology annotation, biological process: transmembrane transport.